Messenger RNA from Pipra filicauda (Wire-tailed manakin), 2910 nucleotides. RefSeq lists its product as uncharacterized. The transcript has 2 exons. The record is from RefSeq and is a predicted model, not a curated record. Bases 53 to 718 code for a protein of 221 amino acids. NCBI's taxonomy places the organism in Eukaryota, Metazoa, Chordata, Aves, Passeriformes, Pipridae.
CCUCACUCGCCCCGGUCCCGUCGGGAGCGGCUGCAGCGCCGCCCGCCCCGCCAUGGGCUGCUCCAGCAGCGCCCGCAGCCGCCCCCAGGAGCCGCCGCCGCCGCCGCGGGCAUCACCAGGUGCAAACACCUUGACUGCAGACAAUCAUGAAACCAUAGCUGACCAAACACAGUUGGACCCAGAAGAGGAUGUGAGCCUUGCCUCUGAGGAGACAAACCUAGGAGAGCAUCUGCCAGGAGAGGAGGCUGCAGCCAUGAUUCUGGAUGCUGAGGAGAAGACCGAUUCAGUCAGUAAAAGGGAGGAGCCGGAGGGCACCGAGCCCCUGCCUGCAGGAACAGAGGAAAGCUCUGAGCUGCCUUCUGUAUGGAGAGAGGAGGGCAGUGGGCCUUCACCUGCAGCACCAGAAGAUGUUGGGGCACCAUCACCAGGACCAGCUGAGGACAGUGGGCUGGUAGAGGGCAGUGACAGCUCUGUAGUGGAAGUCAUGGAUAAAGUACAUAUUACUGAAGAGGACCACCUCAUUGAGGGUAAUAUUUGUACUUUCAUAAAUUCAGGAGACCGAAUUUUGCCUCCAGAGACAUCUGUGUGGGUACUUUUGACUUUACUAAGAGCCUCACAAGAGCUUCUGGAGUCAGAAUUUGGUCCUGGAAGCCUGUACUAUGUGGAGCGUAGAAGAAUGUGGGUGAGGAAGCCUCAGAUUUACAAGUCCAAGCUGUAAUAAAUUUAAUCAGCAUUUCCAGUCAUUAUUUCUGCUACUUCAUUUCAUGUCCUUUUUGUUCUUAGCAGGUAAAAUGCCCCACCGUACCCUCAUUUAAAACAUUGUGUCUUUGUAUAGCUCAGACACAUUCCUUAAUAUUUGCAGAGCCCAAAGGCUCCAUUACUUAGUCACAUGUAUUAAUUAUAAAGCAACUCUCCCUGGGCACAUAAAGUUGGAGGCUGCCUGGAUGUGUAAGAAAAAGCAUCUCUGAUGUAUGCCUGGCAUAUCCAGUCUGUCCUAGAGCCUUGGCUACUAGACAAGCUAAAUAGAAGUAGUAGCAGAGGGACAUUGGACUGGGCUUUCAAAAAAUGUCUGGAGAUGACUAGCGGUGGAGGAAGGCUGCAUGAGGAGGCAGUGGUGUCUGAGAUGGCAGAUAUUUCCAUGUGCAGUGAUAGGGACCUUUAGUGGGAGAUGUGCUUGUUCCUGAAAAUUGUAGGCUAUGCUCGUCUUUGGGUUGGUGCCCAAAUGCACAAAUGCACAAAUGCACAAAUGCACAAAUGGACUGCACAUGCAAAAGGUGAACACUUCACAGGAGGAGUCGAAUUUCUCUUGAAUUGUACAAAGUAGCUUGGUAAGGAAUCAGAUACAUCCUGGGGGAGCUUUUUUUCAGGGAACAAGCAAGCGAAGCACAAAGAGGAAUAUUUCUCUGCAGGGAAACAUGGUAUCAGCAGCCUUCCUCACUCCACAUUUGCCUUGAAGAAAUGCAAGAUGCAGAAGGACUGGUCUGUGUGAAGUCCAGAACCGCUUACACAUGCUACCACUAAUCCUGUGGCUUUGCUCUGCAUGUCUCUGAACUGGCUGUAUAAAUCUCACUCUUUGCAUUCCGGUAGCUGAGCAGGGUGGUUGACUAACUUUGUCCUCUCCUGUGUCUCUCCACAAAAGAAUUUUGAAGUUUCCUCUACAUAACAUGGGCAUCUAUCCUUAGGCAUACAGCCUCAUUUUAUGUAAUGAGUAAAUGACAGGAUGCUCACCUGUUAAACACACAGUCUUGCCCAGUUGCAAACUCAUUAAUCACCAUUUCUAAGCCUCAGGGCAGAAUGCUGAAGGCAGAGCAGCACACACUGAACAUUGCUCUGCCACCUCAUGUCUGUGCAAACGCAUUUACAGUUGACUGGCUGAAGAUGAGUCGUGGGGCUUUGAGCACCAAAUGAUGUGUGAAGACUUUAGGAAAAAGAUUUUUCUCCUAUUACUUCCAAGCUAGAUGUAAAUAUCUUAACUUGUGUGCAUUCUCUUUCCAUGAGUCUUUACAUUUUUAUGCUACGGUGCAUAGGAUACUUAGCAUUUGUUUCACUUUCCUUUAUGCUUCCAUAGCUUUGUGAGGAAAUGAAUCAGGGAGCAACUUGUCAGGGAAAGCACAAAUUCAGCCAGACUGGCACAUUACCAUGUUUUCUAUUUCCGUUUUGUUCCAAUUGCAAAUAAAACUGCACAUAUAUAAAAUAAAAUCCAGGAAAAAUAAUUUGAACAGAAAUAGUACUCAUGAUGUCUUUUGGAUAUAGCAUCAAGGGGAUUUUGUGAAAGCAUAAGGAGAACUUCAUGGGCAUGAGGCAUGCAUAUAGCUGGAUGGGGUCAUCCUGUUUGUUGUCUAUGGAUUCAUUCAGGGGGUACCUUUGUAAGGGGCAUUGGAGAACUGACAAAGCAAAAUUAGGUUUACAGAAGGGAGCUGGGGUGCUUGGUGCUUUUCUCAGUGGAUGCUAAUUUGAUCUCCAUGGUUACCAUUCCCAGGUGAGACGGGAGAACAGGUGGAAACUGAGCUGCUCAGUGAGACAGUAAGUGGAGGGCCUGAAACAAAAGAAGAAACAGGAGAAGCUGUGGAUAGUGCAGCAGCGACAGAGAUGGGUACGUUGACAGAGGAGGGAAGGACCACAUGGGUUAUUGUUUAGGAGACAGAAAAUACUGUGCUGUCCUUAAUGAGCACUUCUUGUCAUUCCCCUACCGGCAGGCAGCUGCUUUCCGCAUUUUAACACGAGAGCAUCAUAAAUACUUUUGUUUACUUUAAGAGAUAUUUUUGAAAGCAAUCAAUUGGAAGUCAUGCUUUUUACAUGGGUCGUCUUUAUACAAUACAUGAGCCUUACCAGAGAUAAAUUAUCCAGCUUUGGAGAGUAUGCUAGACUGUGACAUGCAGUCUUGGAAAAUAAAAACCUGUGUUAAAAUCA